UAGAGCAUUGGGGCCCAGAAGCUGUCUCAGCCUUCCUUCCUCCAUAGCCCCUUAGCUAGGCCCACCCACGGUCACGGGUUAUGUUUGUGCGCAGACACACAAGCCAACCAUUGUUAUAAAAACCCCACCCUUUUCUCUGGAUAGUACUGUCCGUGUGGUGGCGCUGGCGUGCGCUUGUUAGAGACUCAUGUGUGCGCCCGAGUGCUGCGCUGCUUUGAGAAUUCCACGCAACGCGGAGAUGGCUGAACGCUACAAGUGCUUAUCCAGAGCGAACUUGAACUUAGCAUAUAUCCAUGCCAACUCAACAACGCAUGAGUUUUUAUUUGGGGCAUUUGCUGAAAUUAUUGAUAAUUCAAGAGAUGCAAGUGCCUCCACACUGUACAUAUAUUCUGAGCCAACAAGUGAGUUUCAAGGAGGACAGUUGUUAUGUUUUUUGGAUGAUGGGUGUGGAAUGACUCAACGAGAAGCUUGUGAUCUGAUUUAUUUCGGAAGAUCUUCCAAGCGCUUUACAAGCUCAAAGUUUAUUGGGAGAUAUGGCAACGGCCUGAAAUCGGGUUCUAUGAGAAUUGGAAAAGACUUUAUACUGUUUACAAUGAAAGGGGAUUGUAUGACAUGUCUGCUUUUCUCACAAACAUUUUGUGAAACCGAAGGCCUUGAUGAGCUAAUUGUACCGAUUCUUUGCUGGUCACAAAGCACCAAAAAGCCUUCAACGGAAAGCUCUGACUUAGUCGACAUGCAAAUGUCAAUUAUGAACAGAUAUUCUCCAUUUAAAACUGAACGGGACUUACUGAAACAAUUUGAUUACUUAUACAGUGGUCACGGGACUUUAAUAAUUGUCUAUAAUCUAAAGCUGAUGUCCAAUGGAGAACCAGAGUUGGAUUUCUUUACGGACAUCUCAAAUAUUAUCAAUGCUGGAAUGAAACAUAGGGAUGUCUAUUCUGAACUGUGGUCACUGAAGUCCUAUAUCUCAGUAUUAUAUGUUGAUCCUCGAAUGAAGGUCUUUGUUCAGGCAACAAGAGUUCAUAAUAAGCAGCUGAUAUAUAGUUUAUAUAGACCAAGGAUGUAUCCAUACAAAAUGCCUUCUCUAAGAACAUCUGUUUUGCGUGAAAUAAAAAAUGCAGAAGUAGCUGUAAAAAAUGCUAAAUUAGCUGUAGCUGAUAUAGAACAAAAGAUGGCUGCACUAAGGAAAAGAGCUGACCAUUCCAACGAGAAAGAGCUGGACGUUUUAAAUGUUAUAUUAAUCAACAACAAGAAGAAUCUAGACGAGAAGUGUCAGAUACUAAAAGAGAAGAAAAGAGAGGAAAAACAGUCAAAACACGUAUAUAUAAAAUAUGGCCUCAAUAUAGAGAAUAGAAGUCAAGAUGGAAUGUUUAUUUAUCAUAACAGCCGCUUAAUCCGAAUGCAUGAAAAAGUUGGAAGACAGCUUAAUAAAGAACUAAGCACUGGUGCAGGAGUUUUAGGACUGGUGAACUUACCACCUGGAGCACUGAUUCCAAGCCACAACAAGCAAAAUUUUAUUAAAUCACGGGAAUAUAUUAAUCUAUUAAAACACAUGGGCUACUUCCUUGACCAGUUUUUGAAGGAUUCCGGGAUAAGUGAGAAAGAAACAGUUUAUUUCUGGAGUGAGUUUGGAUAUAUCAGUGGUCUGAAAGACUGGUUUGAAGUUCCAUCUGAUACUGUGCACUUUGUACGAAGGCGUGCAAUAGAAAUCCCUAAAAUCAUUCAAUGUGACUUGUGCCUGAAUUGGAGGGUGCUACCGUUUUCUGAGAGCAGUUUUGAUCAACCUGAUAGCUGGAUGUGUGCAGACCACCCAGAUCCUGCAAAAAUCAGAUGCACAGAACCAGAGCAGCUCCCCACUAUACCUGUUGGUACUUUGCCCAGAAAACCUCUACAGUUCACUGACAAAGAAAAACACCUAAGAGAUUCCAUUGAAAGAUACAAGAACAAACGCUUGUGGUCUCAGAAAUGUAAUCUAACUGAGCCUCAUUUAGCUGUGACAGCAUUACUAAACAGAUCGUCUUUACAGAGGAAAGAGGAAAAGUCAAGAAUACAAUUUUUUUCAAAAAGCGGUGCCAGUUCUAAAAACUAUAAAGAAAGCAACCAAAACAGAGUGAUUACAAGGAAACAGACUAGAGACAGAAACAGUCUGAAGGAUAACUAUAACCAAAUAACCAAAGUACCACACGCCUCCAGCAGCAUACAGGAACAUUGUGAGAAUGGUCCAAGUACAUGCACUGCUGAUGCUGGCAAAUUCACAGAAUCUACUUUGUGCUCAAUCAGAACUGAAGUAGAAGAAGGCAUCAAGUUUACUUUACGAACUAAACUUCCACUGAGUAAAACUAAUGUGAGAAUAUGCACAGCCAAAGUUGGCAAAACCGUUGUGGAACCUUUGUGCCCAGCCAGUCGAACAGAUAAAGGAAAAAACUUUACUUUAGGGGCAUCUGCACAACCAGCUUCAUCAGUUAGUGAAAAUAAUGUUGCUAAUUGCAUUGCUGAAGCUGUCAGAACUCUUGAGGUGCCUUCCUUCUCAAGAAAGGAAAUGGAAGAAAAACUAAAGCUAACUUUAGGGACAUCUGCACCCCCAGCUACAUCAUUUAGUGAAAAUGUUGAUAAUUGCAUCGCUGAGGUGCCUUCCUUCUCAAGAAAGGAAAUGGAAGAAAAACUAAAGCUAACUUUAGGAGAGGUAAUUUCAUAUUUUGUACCGGAUUGUCAGCUGCCAAUACUUGAGACUAUAUAUGAAGGAGACCAGACACAGUUGAGAUCACUGGUAGAUGACUACUUCAAGGAAUAUGAAGAAAAUGUCCUGGCAAUAUAUUUGAAUGCUGGAAAUGACCAUAUUUCAGCCAAAACUGAACUAAAUGUGAUAAUGAGGGAAGCCUGUGAAGAACAGAUAAAAACGGUGGAAGAAAAAAUAUCGGCAUUAAGCAAAAAAGCCACAAGGAUCCUUAAAAAGUUGAAUAUUAAUAUGCCAGAGGAGAUUGGUUUGGACACAGAAAAACUUCUGCUUCAAGAACAAAGUGAAAUCUGUGAGACAAAAGCCGUCACAAAAGAGUUUUUCCUGAGCGGCUUCCAUAAAAUAUAGAUAAAUAUUAUCUUCUUUGAUUCCACCAGCUUCGACAUUCUACAAGCUGGAAGCGUUCUAAUAGUUACUUUUUAGAUACAGGAUAUUUUUUAUAAUUGUAUAUUUUUUCUUUUAGUACUUGAUAUAAGACUUUUGUG
Molecule: messenger RNA, 3219 nt
Organism: Xenopus laevis (African clawed frog)
Lineage: Eukaryota; Metazoa; Chordata; Amphibia; Anura; Pipidae
Gene: morc1.S
Product: MORC family CW-type zinc finger protein 1-like
Exons: 27
Coding region: 188-3082 (964 amino acids)
Source: RefSeq, a predicted model, not a curated record